UUUAUCUAACAGCUGUGUCUCCAGGUUUCUGCUUUGGUGGAAGAUGGCAAUGAUGGUCGUUUUGGCAGCAGUGCUUCUCACUUAUGGAGUCUCUACAGGAAUUGCAAUGAAGGCCGGUGAAUCUGGUGCUGUAGCUGGGAAAAACAGUGUGCUUCCACUGGACAUGGCUAAAAACUCUGUUGACGACAGCUACAGUGGGUGCCGAGAACAAAUGAAGAAGGUGGUAAAAUACUACCUGCAGAAUGAGAAGAACAUAAACCCAACCUUCAAAGCGGUCUGGGACCGCUCAGAGAAAAUUGUCCGCACAAAAUUUAACAACUGGUCUAAAAAAGUACUGAAAAAAGAUCAGAUUGUAGCUCUUUAUUCUUACACCUCUGACAAAGUCUAUCGUGAUUUCAACAAUGCAGUUCGAACCCAGGGACCUCAGUACAAGACCAGAUUCGGGUAUCACGCACUUCACUUUCUCCUGACUACUGCCAUUCAAGCUAAAAGUGCCAAUAGGAAAAAACGAUGUCUCACUGGCUACCGUAGAGUCAACAGGUACUUUCGCCAAAAUGUUAAAAACAGACAUAUUCGAUUUGGCUCUUUCACCUCAGCCUCACAGGGUCAUUACAGCGAUGCAAAGACGUUCGGAGAAAAGUCAUGCUUUCAGAUUUUCACGUGCAUGGGAGCAGAUAUCUCCCGCUAUUCUAAAUACCCGCAAGAAAGAGAAGUGCUGAUUCCUCCCUAUGAGGUCUUUAAAGUCGUAGAGAUAAAGAAGAGGUCAGCAAUGCAGCCAAACCUUCCAUGUAAGGUGGUCUAUAAAGUGAAGAGUACAGGCUAUGUUUCCAAGUUGAAUUGCGCUCUUUUUAAGAUGUAAACACUUUCACGUUUUACAUACAAUUAACAAAACAUGUAAAAAUCAGGAUGCACCAUUUUAAGAUUAAUGUGAAUCUGGAUUUAUUUGUUAACAAUGACAUUUUCUACUGUGCAACAAGUGUUUAAUAGAAAUUAACACUAGCUGCAUAAAAAUGGACCCUUACAAUUGUGUCAUUGUUAAACUGAAUCUGUUUUAAAAUGUUUAAAUGAAUAACAAUAAUUUAAAUGUUGGAAUACAUUGUAUUAUUGCCCAUGUCACCUGUAUUUAAAUUGGAUGCAUAACCUGUCCCAUAUACAAAGUUAAUGUAUGAAAACUGUCUUAAAAAAUAAUUAAACACACUCGUGUUUC
Messenger RNA from Sander lucioperca (pikeperch), 1207 nucleotides. Its product is annotated as GPI-linked NAD(P)(+)--arginine ADP-ribosyltransferase 1-like. NCBI's taxonomy places the organism in Eukaryota, Metazoa, Chordata, Actinopteri, Perciformes, Percidae. The transcript has 2 exons. Gene Ontology annotation, molecular function: NAD+-protein-arginine ADP-ribosyltransferase activity; NAD+ poly-ADP-ribosyltransferase activity. The coding region runs from base 44 to 859 and encodes 271 amino acids. The record is from RefSeq and is a predicted model, not a curated record.